UCGCAAUGCGAUUUCCUACCUUCCUGAAGUCGCUCCUGCUCGGUGUUCCGGUUGGAGUUACGCUCCUGGACUGUGUCGGAUAUGUGGCGCGAGUCGAGGGGGUCUCGAUGCAACCGGCCCUGAAUCCGGAUGCCAGUGUGACCGACUAUGUGUUCCUUUCGCGGUGGGCCGUACGAAACAUGGAGGUGCAGCGGGGUGAUAUCAUUUCCCUAAUUUCUCCGAAGGAUCCCAACCAGAAGAUCAUCAAGCGCGUUGUCGCACUACAGGGAGAUGUGAUUGCUACGUUAGGAUAUAAGAUCCCAUACGUUAAAGUGCCCGAGGGGCACUGCUGGGUUGAAGGGGAUCAUACAGGCAACUCAUUAGAUAGUAAUACGUUUGGGCCCGUUUCACUGGGGCUCGUAACGGCUAGAGCACUUCAGAUCGUUUGGCCACCAUCCCGGUGGCAGCAGCUUCCUUCAACCGUACCGAACUCCAGGAUCCCGAUAACGAUGGGCAAACGGCCGGCAACGGUUGCCAACAGUGGAUCUAAGACUGCCAAUAGUCAUGCGGCUAGCAACGGCAGUGGUAGCACCAGUAACUCCUCCAUCGCAACUCCCUAAAAGGAACACAACCGACUGAAGGUACCACGACUCCACGUUCACCUGUAGUAUAAUCCGACACUUUCCGCAAAAUCUAUUGUUUAAAAUAAUCAAAUGCUAGUUCUGCUGCUUUAAAAUGAAGUAUACAAUUAAAUUGAACAGUUUCGAAUUUCUUGAU
Anopheles darlingi is the source of this 756-nucleotide messenger RNA. RefSeq names its product mitochondrial inner membrane protease subunit 2. Gene Ontology annotation, biological process: mitochondrial respiratory chain complex assembly. The record is from RefSeq and is a predicted model, not a curated record. The coding region runs from base 6 to 599 and encodes 197 amino acids. Gene Ontology annotation, cellular component: membrane; mitochondrial inner membrane peptidase complex. NCBI's taxonomy places the organism in Eukaryota, Metazoa, Arthropoda, Insecta, Diptera, Culicidae. Gene Ontology annotation, molecular function: serine-type endopeptidase activity. The transcript is spliced from 2 exons.